Solenopsis invicta (red fire ant) is the source of this 3940-nucleotide messenger RNA. RefSeq names its product calcium channel flower (gene fwe). Bases 133 to 696 code for a protein of 187 amino acids. The transcript is spliced from 6 exons. Gene Ontology annotation, cellular component: membrane. Lineage: Eukaryota; Metazoa; Arthropoda; Insecta; Hymenoptera; Formicidae. Gene Ontology annotation, biological process: vesicle-mediated transport. The record is from RefSeq and is a predicted model, not a curated record.
CGUACGAUGCGCCCUCAUGGUCGCACAGACGAAAGCAGUGGGUCGAUUUUCCAAUUCCGUACAUCAACAGAGAUAUAUCAGUGACUGUCAGCGUUCUCAGCUGACGUACGAAAGGAUAAUAAAAUAUCGAAAAUGUCGUUCGGCGAAAAAAUAGCAUCGAUCAUGCAGAGACCUGGACAAGAUCCUGUUGCCAAGGACGAUGUGCCCUGGUGGAUGAAGUACGGGGGUCGCGGGCUCGGCACCGUUGGUAGCAUAAUUGCAAUUUUUCUCGGAGCAUGGAAUUGCGCGUCGAUAAUUCUCGGUAAUAUCGAUUGCUUAAUUAGCGGUAUGUGGCAGAUGAUAAUUGGUUUUGUGGUUGUAAUGAUCGAAGCGCCUUGCUGCUGUUUGUUCAUCGAUUUUGUACAGAAUUUAAGCGAUUGGGUGGAGAAGAAGCCAUAUUGGAAUAGAGCCGCUGCUUAUUGUUUAAUGGCAUUGCCAUCAGUCUUCCUAUGUCCAGGAAUGGGUAGUAUAUUUGGCAAUGGUUUAAUAUUUACAACGGGUAUAAUAUAUGGAUUGAUGUCCCUAGGCAAAAAAGGAUCCAGGCCCGACCCAGCAGGAAUGACGUCGGGCAUGGGUUCCCCACAGGGUACAAUGCCUCCUACUACAGAUCACCAUACUACUCUCAUGGAGGAUCCUGACGUCUGGAGGCCUACAUAAAUCAUCAAACAUUCAUUGCACCACUUCACUAACCAGGGCACCUUUUGGCGAAAUGAGAACAUCAGCAAUGGAUAUUCAAGCUCCAUCAUCGAGCAUGCGAUCCACACUAGUUGAAAAUACUCAGCCAAUCGGUGUUAGCAGUACCCCAGCUAGUAUUGUUUGAUCAUUAGGAUUUAAUUGGGUGAGCAAUCGAAUUUUUUUGUACGAAUGAUCACAAGUGAUAAUUAAUCGUUUAAAUGAUCAAGUAGCUCGAAUAAGUACGUCGAAUGAGCGUACGCGCCUCGUUUUACUUUAGCUCUGUCGCUGAUACAGAUACAUUAAAGUGUCCCAGUAGUGUCUCUAAUAAAUGUUUAUUAGAGCUUUGGGACAAAGCCGAAUGCAAAUCCUUGUAUCACAGAUCUACAAAACAGAUCUGUAAACCUGUUAUGAUCUAAAAAGAAAUCUAGAGAAAAAUUUCUUGAAUGCAAUACUUAAUGGGAUUUUUUUAUUUUAAUCUAUUUUCGUUUUACUGUUUGUGAGAUACAUUAUCAUAAGAUUCGUAUGCGCUUGUUAUAUCUUACGUUUGUAUGAAAUGUGUAUGUAAAGUGGAGUGGAAUAUAUUGCGAAGACAGACACUAGAAUGACACUAGAAAGUAAGUGAAAAGAAGGAUUUGUUGCUUUAUUUUAAUAAUGCCAAAGUUAAAGACUGUCAUAGAAGUGAAUGUUCUUAUGGGCCUAGCUAUUCAUAGGUCCAUUUGUCCAUUGUACGUCGUGAAAUGUUAACAAGCGGAACGGUAGAAAAUUGUACAUGAUGUCACUUGUUUUAACAUAGUAAUAUUAAAGCGCUUUUAUUUUGCAAGCAAUUAGUUAAUAAGUACUCAACACAGAUAAAACUGAAUAAUACUUCCGCGAUAAUUUCGCAUUUGAAUUGUAAAAUACAUUGUUUUCAUAAUAUCAUGUAAGAAGCGAGAGAGUCAUAAUAUAUUAAUUUGCUAUUUUUUUUAUAUAUAUUAUAUCUAUAGAUAAGUUCUCUCUGCCAAAUAAACUAUAUGCAUAAAAUUUAAAUGUGUAUUUGAAACAGCGCGUUAUUUGUAUAUUUAUAUAGUAUUAUAAUUUUUACUGUAACACUCUAAAUUUAAUCAUAUAGUAAUCUGCUAAAGUCAUGAAUACGUACGCAGUGAGUUAAUUACUUUAGAAUUUAGUUUCCAUAAUUGUAAUGUGAGAGAGAGAGGGGGGGGGGGAGAUGGAGAAUUAAGAUGAAAAAUUCUAUUUUAUUUUAUUUUGUUGCAUAUGUAUUGAAGUACUUUUACUUUUUUGCAGCGAAAUAAACAGAAGAACAAAUGUAUUAUAUUUAUAUUAAAGACAGUGUGUGUGUGUGGUGUGUGUGUAUAUAUAUACACACACACACACACACAGGGUGUUUUGCAAUCACCGAGCAAUAUUUAUAUUUACACACGCACGUGCGCGCGCACACACAACACACACACACACACACACAUAUGUGCGCGCGCGUGCACACACACACACACGUAUAUAUGUAUAAAUUAACUAUCUUAUUGUGCGAUAUGGCAGAGGGAUAUAAUAAUGUUUAUUACUGACACAUUUUUUCAUAUCAAAAGAAAUCUGUAUAAUCGUAAAUAUAUUACAUACAUGUAGAUUGUGUCAUUUGUUGUAUUAAAUUUUAAUAAUGAGCUUUUUUAUCUUUCUUUUUAUUAAGAUAAAAUCAGAUUAAAGCGCUAGAAUGAAAUUAAAAGAGAAGUAGAUUUCAAGAUAUCUACAUGACUAUGUGACACAUAUCUUAUGUAUACACAUAUAUUCUUACAGAUUUACCUGCUGCAUUUCUAGUUUAUAAACGAUUAAACGAUUAAAAAUGUAAAUUUCAUAAGUAUAAUUUUAAACCAUGCAAAUGUUAAAACUUAUGAGAGCAAGACACUUAGGGCACUUAGUAUGAAUAUUUUAUUUCAAUAUUGUUCUAUUUGCAUUGUUUUUUCACUAAAUUACUGAUAUUAGAUGUGCCAAAAGUGCUUGUUAAUCAUAGUCGUUCCGCUAAAUCUUUAUUCGUAUUUGCGACGAUAUAUAAACUUUUUCGAUAUCGUAUACAUUUUUUUUGUACGCUAAACAUUUAAAUUUCUAUUACAAAUUGUUCUCUCAUUGUUCUCUCCCACACAUUCCAAUAUGUUACUUAAUUUAUUUAAGGAGAAUAACUUGUUUUAUUAUUGUCUGGCUCUUGCUCGAUAAUUUAUAAUGAUUUAUAUUUAGAAAAAUGAUUGCUCAUAAUAAAAUAAAUUCUUGUGAUUGACGCAGUCAUGUGUGUGUAUGUGUAUGUGUUUGUGCGCGCGUGCGCUUGUGUGGAUGUGUGUACAUAUACACAUAAUAGAAGAAUAUCAACAACUCGAAAGCAUGUACGUGCAUGUCUGGUGUGUUGUUUAAUUAUACAAGAUAUUUCACUUUUACGGAAUGAACUGUUAAAACAAUAGAUCUUUUAAUUUAAAAAUUGAAAACGUUAAAUUAAAUUUUAAUGUUAAAAUAUCGAAGCAUCAAUAGCUUUUAAAUGAUAAGUAAUUAAAAGUAAAUUUUUUUCUAGGUAAGAAAUUAGGAAGAUAGAACAGUUUUAAUCUAUAUUUAAUUUUAAAUAGAUGAUCAUUGAAGAUUUUUUUUUAUUUAGUUUUAAUGUUAGAAGAUUUUUAACGUUAAAGUUUAAAUAAUUUUAUGUUGAACUAAAAAAUAUGUUUAUCGAUAUCUUUUAUUCGAAGAAAAGUCGAUCAAAUUCAUUACAGAUUUUGUUAUUAAUGAUUGUUUUGGCGAAAGUGGAAUAUUUUGUAUAUGCUACGUAUUUACAUUUGCUGAGUAUUUUUGACUUAAAUUCUCAAGAUUAAUCAUCGUAUAUUAGAAUAAUCGAAUGUAAUGUCCUCGCAAUUAACAAAUAUAUGGAAAGUAAAAAUGUCCUAGCUUUGAUGCAAUGAUUAGAAUUGCACUUGUAUCAAAUUUUUUCGUCUAGCGCAAUUCUUGUAGCGCCUGUUUUUCAGUAGUUCGUCGGAUGAUCGACAGCGUUAGAAGCGAGGGCAAAACUUUGUGCAAAUAUAUUUCGACCACAUUAUACUCGAGCAGGAUAUUUUUGCUCUCCAUUUGUAAUAAUUGAAGGAUAUAUGAUUAUUAUUCUAUUAAUGAUUCCGCAAUUGCUGUAUUUGCUGAGAAAAAGGAAUGAUUAUGUUCUUUAAGUAAAUAUAACUCCUUUAAAAUAUAGAAAACAAUAUUCUCUGUGCAA